This is a messenger RNA of Porites lobata, 7927 nucleotides long. The record is from the annotation of a GenBank genome assembly. NCBI's taxonomy places the organism in Eukaryota, Metazoa, Cnidaria, Anthozoa, Scleractinia, Poritidae.
AUGGUGUACGGAAAAUUGUAUGAAGAAACAGGGAAAGAGUUUAUGAAAAGUCAUUCCUUCGUCGGAGAAAUGGCAGGCAUCAAUGUGUGGAAUCGCUCGCUGAGUGAGCAAGAGAUCUCUGAAAUGUCCAAGUCAUGCAGUGUAGGAAAGGGCAACGUUAUAAGCAUGGAUAAGUUAAAGGUGAUGGGAGGAGUGAAGGAAAUCUCUGUCUCUUGUUAAUCUGUAUACACUAGCCACCAUUUUGCCAAUGAUUACUUUGGAGAUGAUUUCGAUAAUUAGAAUUUAAGGCAAUUCAAAAGUUGUUUGGCUUGAUAUUCUAUAGGAGUGCUCUUCAAAGAAGUCUGAAAUUGAUUCAUUUGGGUUGCUUGAUUUUCAAUUAACAAACCGGUCCCUUCGAAUACCGAAGACAAUUAGAAUGGCUCCUUUUGAAAGGAGAACUUGGGCGCUUUCCAUUUACGAAAAAAAACCGGAAUUUCGGUGGUAGCAAAAGUGGAAUUUCCGAUUGGUAAAAAGUUGUUCCAUUUGGUCGUAAACCCCGGUACGUGGCCGGGUGCCCGACCGUGGACCUGGAAAUGGUACAAACUACGAGAAACGUAAAUGGAACACGACAUUCCGUUCGGAAAUUCCAACCGGGAAAACGGGACCACCUUUUUAGAUUUUCCACUUUUUCUGGGAAUUUUCCAGUGGGACGAACCGACGAAACGUGUUCCAUUUACCGCCGAACCGGAAAUUCCGGAAAUUUUGACUAAAUGGAAGCGCCCCUUACCUCUCGUCCUCUCUUCUUUUUGCCGUUAUUAUUAUUUUUUACUUUCUCUUGUUAACUGUCAGCAUUUUUUCUGUGACGAUGAAUAUACGAAACUAUUCUAUUCUCAUUUCUUGCUGUUUUUUAUCUUUUUGUGUAGAAAACUCUCCUUUAGUGUCAACAAAUGUUAAAUUAAUUUAGUAAGAAACAAGGGCGUUGCGCAUGCAAGCACCUAAAAAGGGCGGGAAAAAUGGUGUGAAUCUCAUGCACCGUUAUGGACAAACUCUCUUUCUCACUCGUGAAGAAACAGCAUUCGGGAUUCUGAUAUUCUGAACUCUCUAUACCACAUGUGAAAACCAUGGUUCGCUCCUAUGCUUGGCUAGAACUCAUUUGCGUAUGAAAGUUUAGGACAUAGUUUUCAGUGAGUUAAUCUCGGUAUACAUAUAAUAAUUACGACCAUUAGAUCAUUGUCCCAAGGACGUUUGUCAAUUGUAGGCUUAAUAACUUUAAAAACAAUUUCUGACCAGCACUUGACUGGAAAAGUUGACUGGAGAUACAACGUUUUGUUUGGUUUUCACAUUGAAUCAUACGUGAAUAACUAAUCAUUAUAGUUAAACUAAACUGACAUCGCCUUAGUAUAACCAACACAUUUUAGGUUUAGAUCUCUUCAAAGGACUCAGUUUGUUUUUUAUUGAGUCAGAUCGGUUUUGUUUUCGUAAAAAUAUACGCUCCUUGUUCUGCUGGUUUUUGUGUUCACUAUGGCAAAGGUUUUGGUGGUAGUUUAUGCAGAUAUAUUCAAUAUAUGGGGAUAUGGGGGAAAUAUUUUAAAUUCAGGGUUUAAUUAGACUUGAGUGUAAACUGUGGGUCAUUGGUUUAUGUUAUCAAUGAUUAGAAGCGAGCAAAAUAAAUAGUUAUUAAAGCAAGAUUUGUGUCUCUGUGGUCACUGUGGGACCAAGCCAAAUACAAGAUGGCUAGCACCCUUGCCAGUAACGAACGCUACCUGAACACAAAAUUCUGGAUAGCGCUGUUUGGGGAAUGGAUAAACUACUCCGAGGCACCAUUGGCAGUUACGCUUUGGGCGUCAUGGGCGAAGAGCAACAUUUUGGUAUUGGCCUCACCUUUACCUUUUUUCAGUUGUUUUGCGUCUUUUAAACUUAGGUACACUGUACACGAUAUGUGCAAGCUGGGUUACACUUUGAAUGACCUAUUAUCUGUAGAGAUGCUAUGAAUGAAAUGAUAGCGUCCCUCGCUCAUAUCACUAGGUUGUUAAACACUUCUGCAGCAAGCCAAAAUUAGGUUAACUUGAACAAUACUAAAGAAUAGCGAUCAUACUGGAAUAGAAUGAUAUGACAGUUACAUCACAGAUAUCAAGCUGCUUUUCCUUGUGAAUCAAUCGGUUUUACUGAAUUUUAAGCUAUUCCUUGGAGAUAUUAUGAAUGUAAUGAUAGCUUGUUUCACUCAUAUGAAAAGUGGGCUUUUAACCACCUUUCUCUUUUUAUCGGGCUCAUUCUUUAUCAAUUGAGAAGCAGGGGCGGAUGGAGGAUUUUGUGAUAGAGGGGGCCUAGAGAUAUAGUAUACAGUGGCAAUAUGAGCGCAAUAUAGCGCGGAUCAGGACUGUGACAGGCGCAAUUUUCUAGGGGGUUUCGGGCGGAUGCUCCUUCGGGAAAAUUUUUGAGAUUAAAGUUCUCUGAGAUGCAAUCCAGUGCAUUCUGGACGCUUACACUUAGCAAAUGCCUGGAUUCCAUAUAGAGCAUGUAGUUCUGAAAUAUUUACUAAACCAUAGCCUGCGAAAACAUCCGCUUCUCCUCGCUUUUCGCCGCUGGGGACGUUUCGCGCGGAGGAACCUCUGCGACUCAGCGACAGAAAUUCCAUACUGUUGACGUAAAAUCUGUCCGGAAUCCGGUCAGAAGCGCUGAUUGAUCGACGGAGUAGUUACAUUGUUUUAGCUAUUGUUUACGAAUGACAGAUAAAGGACAAAAGGCCACAAAGGUCAAAUGUAAACGCGAAGAAUCUCUAACAAAACAGUCAAUAUUUGUGGAACAUAGUCUUCUCUAGAAGAAGCAUUUGAGUUUUGCUCGAUCUCGUUGGCAGAUAAACACAACACUUCACCAAAAUCGACCAGAAGACACGUAAUACUGGACAAAGAUAUAUUUGGAACCCCAUGACUACCGGGUUUAUCAUGUAAACAUUGAUUUGCUUCAUCAGUAUGGAAUUUCUGUCGCUGAGUUGCAAACGUUCCCCCGCGCGAAACGUCCCCAGCGGCGAAGAGCGAGGAGUAGCGGAUGUUUUUGCAGGCUAAAUAAACCACAGUUGUGGUUGGGGUCAAAGAAAGUAAUUAACUCUUUUUGAUGCCAGCCGGGGCCGAAGCGAUUGCGGCGAGAGCACAGUCAACCUCCUGGCAAAGACAACGUUCGAUAAAUUUUCUUAUUAAUAAUGUUUAUUAAAGAAAAUGUAUUUAAGUAACAAAGCUCGAAGUACCAUCCGACACACGUUUACAAAAGAAAAAAAAAUUCCCACACCAAACGGGGGCCCGGGGCCUCCUGGGCCCACCCCUAAGUCCGCCCUUGAUUCAGGACUUCAAUGGGAUUUGAACCCGUGACCUCGCGAUACCGGCGUGGCGCUCUCACCAAUAUAAGGGGCUAGUCAUAAUUUAAGUUGGAGGGGUGGUGGGGGGGGGAGGUUGUGGAGGGGAAAUUGUUUUUUAUCCCAAAUUAUUUCCAGACCCCUACUAAUAGCACCCAUGUUUUUUAGGUAACCCCCUUCAAUCAUGUUAAAAGAUUUAAGGGCCCCCCUUCCUUACAUAAUACCCAAAUGGUAGUAACAAAUAACAUUUUCUUUACUUUACCGUUCUUACUCACUGUCACUUCCGAAUGUGCUAACUAACAACAGAGAAGCACUUCACACUAAACUGAGAAAGAGAUUUCACCUAGAGCCUCUCAAACAGCUUAUAGAGCAAGGAUAUAUCAGUGAUUGUGUUAUAAUUGAGAUAAGACAAGCCAUUGAAAGGUUAGAGGCCGAAAGGACCGCUUCAAGGAAGAAAGAAGAUAAUCAGCCAAAGCUUACUGCUUUUUAUAUGAGCAGUACAACCUCUAAUAGCAAAAACCUUGACAGUGACACAGACAGUGAGUCCACAUCAACCUCAUCUACAAAUAAUGAUUCGGAUAGUGAGAUUGCAUAACAUGACUUUAUGCAUGUAAUCAUUUGUUAAAAUGCCGAUGAAAUUGUUUCACUGUUACACAGUAAUGGAUGUUGUGUUGAUGCACCUACUAUUUGAGCAUUAAAUCGUUUUUUCAAAAUGCUGAUUAAAUUGUUUUAGUAUUACAAAAUAUAGGACUUUGUGUAAAACUGAAUCUAAAUUAGGUCCUUUAAUACUCAAGCAUCAUGCUGCUCAGUAGGGAUGCUACUAUUCCAUACAAAAAAAAUUGAAGGCCCCCCAAUUUCUCCUCCACCCCCCCUCCCUCCAACCUAAAGUAUGAUUUGUCCUUAAUUAAGCUAUAAAGCCACUGAUGUUGGGAGCUGGUCAAUUAUGUGCUUAUAUGCUCCCGUGAAAGAGAUGAAUGUGACAAUAAAUCGAUCGUAAUAUAUAACAACUGCGGAAAAAAAAUCAAAUGAAGAAUAAUCCUCGCAGUUGUGAACGCAAUAGGCCUUUUGCAUUACUUGAUCACGUGAUCAACUUUCGGUGAACACGAAAACAGUUCGGUUUUGAAAAAUUUUAUUAGCAUGAGCUGAAACAGCAUAUUAAAAUUAAGUAAUCUGUAGAUUUUCAGUCGUAUACACGUCUCAAAAGCAGCGAUUGCAACGGCCGCCGAAAAUUAGAAGGAUUUGUAUGAGAAAAACAAACUUUUGCCAUCCAGUCACACUUGAAUGGUUUUCCAUACAAAUACUUGUAAAUCUGGAAAUUUGACAUUAGUAUUUUUCCUACCCCUGGCUAAGACUGGACAUCUCUUUUAUCCAAAAGAUUGAUUUAAUUUUCAUAUUUUUCGAUGGUAAUGCCGUUUCUUAAAGGUAAAAAAUAAUAAUGAUAAUAAUAGAAUAUAGGAAGAAGAAGAAGAAGAAGAAGAAGAAGAAGAAGAAGAAGAAGAAAUGUCUUUUGCUUGUAGUCCCUUUAGAGGUUUAGGUCUCAAAAAGAGAGAUAUGUGCUGUAUGUACAUAUCAUCUGUGAAGAUGUUAUGUUUGUAAUGAGAGCGUGCUUCGCUCAUGUAUUAAGUAGGUUUGUAACCACCUUUCUCUUCAGUUUUAUCACAUUCAUUGUCAAUAAAGUUUUUUACAACGCUCUUAGCAUAGAAUGUACAUGAACGUUUAUAGUGGAAGAGUUCCAAAGUUUUUGCCUCACGCUUUGACUGAUCCCGGUCAUAAAUAUAAAACAUUGCAAUUUUUAAGGGAGAGUAAAACACCCCAUCAAAAGGUAUCUCAUUCAUCCAAAAAGUUUAUUAUUUUAAACCUGUUUGAUGAUGAGGCUUAAAAAGCAUUGGACAUGUCUUUUGCUAGUCCCUUCAAAAAAGUGUUUUGCUUUCAAUUUCACCCUCAAGAUUUGUAUUCUGCUGUGACACAAAUUCUCCUCUCAAAAACUGCAUCUUAACAACUGUUUAGUGCAAGAUUAAAACAUUCACUAAGUACGUAUUGUCAAAUACUGAAAAAGUAGGACUCAAAACUAAAGCAGAGGCAAAAAUGAUAUUAGCUAGCCGUGGUUCGCAGGUCUAAAAACACAGUAGUCCACCUUGUUAGGGGAGCUCCACAGGUGCGCGAAGCGUGCCCGAGCGUAGCCCUAUACCUAAGAAAAUGUGUUAAUCUACCCAUCAGAGAAAUUUUGGCAAUCACGUGACCGUAGCCCGUCCACCCGCCCGUCCGUCUGCACCACAGGCAUACCAAUGUAAAAUAACUCAAUCAACAGGUAUGGCAACCAAAAUCCAACUCGAGGAUAUUUUGGUGGGAAAUCGCAUAGCCACCCUCGUCUUGUGAGGCAGAGACAACUUAAGAGUCAAUAAAGACGAAAACGGAAAGCGGAAGUUGUUUCUCUAUCCGUGUUGUCUAAAGUAUUAACGUUAGAUCAAUUGUCAUGUCCACAAAUUUGGAAUAAAUAGAUAGAGAAAGACAAAGAAAAGGAGAAAAUAGGUGACAGGCCAGCAAAGCUCAUCGGGAAAAAGAGCGACGGAGAGCUAAACCGAGAGAUAAAGAGCCAUUCUUUGUUGAAAGAACAACAUGAAAUUGAAGCGGGGGUGAGAGAACGAGAAAAACUAACGGCGACCAAAGAAAAAAUGAGCGGUGGUGAAAAAAAAAAGUGAACAAGAACAUGUACGACAUUUCCUCCAUAAAACGUGUAACCAGGAAGUUUCUGAACGUUGCACGUUGUAGUCGUGCGAAACAACGGCAAAAAAAUGUGCAAAAAAAGUGUGCUGCAGCUGCAAAGUUGUUUUUUUUUUUGCUAAUUAGACCUACUGUUGUUUUUUCACCGUUCUCGUUGCCUUUCGCCGCUUAGCAUUCACGAUUUUAUAUCUAGUUUGAGUAAACGAUAAAUAUUAGCGAGAGCUUCGCUUUUAGCCAUGGCUAAAUCUAUAUAUUACUCAUUCUAACAGUUAGACGUUUCUGAUUGGCUCCAAUCCCAUAAUCCACCUUUAGCCUCCGUGGAUAACAUUCUUCUCGAUCUACAUAAUUAUUCACAUCAUACGGAAGCCUAAUUCAAUAUUUAUAGCUAAUUAUCAAACCCCCAUAAAAAAUUAUAUGCAUUUAUGGAUACAUAAGAACUGUCACUCUCACUAUGCUGAAGUUAUACAAUGAAAAUUUCAAUCAGAAGUAGUACAUUUCCCCAUAUGAUCAUAAAGCACAGCGAUAUGAAAAGAAAUUACAUGAUCAUUUCCGACAGAUAUAAAAGUGGACUGCCUUGUAAAUUUAACUCAAAUUGUAUAGGUUAAAAUUAAAGGAAAUGUUAAAGAAUAUAAUGAUAGCGUGCUUCACUGAAAAACGCGGAACGUUAUAGUCUAUAUAGACCAUAUGAUAACAUUAUUAUAGUAUUGAUUAUUAAAUAAGGUUAUCUGACCAUCUUAUUCCCCAUGUACUAAACAGUUAUUGCCUGCAACAAACAGCGAAGUCGUAUACAGCCUGGAGAGAACGGGUUUUUAUUAUAAUUUUUACCAUUAAAAUGAAAUCUGGUGAAAGUUUCCUGUUGCCAAGAGAGGAUUGUAAUUCAUUAAGAAUACGAGAUAAGGAGAGUAGCUACAAUUCCUGCAUCGCAACGUACUUGAUAUCUUGUGAUAUAUCACUGAAGUACCGUCAUAUCCCUUUCAAGAGUAAGAUUUAUCCCUAUAGGCAAGGCUAAAACAAGGUAUGGGUAACUAAUAGAUAUAUAUAGAAUGAUAAUAGAAUAAUAUAAGAAACUGACUUUUACUCGCUGUAUAAACGCGCACUUACUUAGCACAUAUCGUUUAAAUCAAAAUUUUACAUUUUUUUUGAGGCAAAAAGGUAAUCGUGUUGGUAAUCAGAAUCACAGUUUCAAUGUUAAUGCUAACUGGAGGUAUGUGGUGCAAAGGAGAAAACUCUACUAGGGAGUGUAGCAAUGUUGGUUGGUGUUCAGUCUUCGUUUCCUUGAGAGUUAUUUGCGGAGUCUUUGGCCAGUCUUUUAGGAUAUGAAAACAAGAAAACAAACAAAAAAAUCACUGAAAGCUAGCGAGCAAACCAACGUCAUUUGCUGAUGAGGGCAAAAGGACUCACGUAUUUUAUUAAGCUAAAAGAUCAUCACCAUCUAUUCCUGCUCGUAAAUAUUGGCUGGAGAGUGUGUUUGAUUCUGUUGCUCAAAUCAGAAAGUUGUUGUUAUUUUUUUUUCACUGCAUCGGUGGACUUUUGACAAUUUCUCUUGUUUAAUAAUGACUCUUCGUGUUGUAAACAAUAGAAAAAUUCUAAUCAACAUACACAGCCUCUAUUUCAAAAUUGUUUUGAUAAAAAUAGAUUUCGAAACACACUGAUUUCCAAACAAAAACCAGCGAUAGUAUUGGACAACCCUCGGAGAAUGGUUAUGAAACCCCCAGUUGUCAUAUCUCACUUUGAUAUGGUUUUAUAAGCUUAACUAGUCUAUCUGAAAGAGCACAAUUUUAAUUAAAAGGCAUUCCAAUCGUUUCGACCUUUUCCAACAACAGUCAUUGAUUUAUUCGGUUAGGAUUUGUGAAGGACUAUGCACCGUCAGGGAACUUCUAA